AUGCCGUGGCUUAUGAAGGCCGAACCCGAUACGCGCAUCGUCAGAGGCAAGGAUGUCAAGUUCUCGGUCGACGAUUUCGAGGAGAUGGGCGAGUCGCCGUGGGAUGGCGUACGCAACCACGAGGCCAAGAAUAUCAUGAAGGACAAGAUGAAGCUGGGCGACAAGGUCCUCUUCUACCACAGUAAUUGCAAAGUACCAGGGGUUUAUGCUCUGGCGGAGAUUAGCAAGGAGGGAUAUCCUGAUUAUACGGCGUGGGAUGCCCCCACAUGGUACAUGGUCAGCGUGACGUUUAUCGAGCGCCUCGCGUACCCCGUCACACUGGCCCUCGUCAAGUCCUUCAUUGGGCUCAUGGCGCCGCCAGAGGGCAUCGCGUAUAUAGGCGAAGAGGGGCUCAAGGCCGUGCAGGGCAUGGCGCUGAUUAAUCGCGGGCGGUUGAGCGUGCAACCCGUCGACGAUGCCGCUUAUGACGCUAUUGUUGAGAUGGGCAGACGCGGAGGGUUCGACGAGCCUGCAAAGGGCAAGGGCAAAGGCAAUGGCAAGCGCGCAAAGGAGGAGCCGGGCGCAGAGGAGCCGGGCGCAGAGGACGCCAAGCCCGCAAACAAGGCCAACACCAAGCCACCGUCAAAGGUGGUCGCGGCGCCGUCCACGCAGCCACCACCCAAGAAGGCCAAGGCCGAGCACAAACCAACGGCCGAGCACAAACCAAAGGCCGAGCACAAACCAAAGGCAGAGCCCAAACCCCGCGCCGAGGGCUCACGCCGCAGCUCGCGGUUGAAGAAAUAA
Messenger RNA from Cutaneotrichosporon cavernicola, 783 nucleotides. RefSeq lists its product as uncharacterized. The coding region runs from base 1 to 783 and encodes 260 amino acids. Gene Ontology annotation, cellular component: nucleus. The record is from RefSeq and is a predicted model, not a curated record. The transcript has 9 exons. NCBI's taxonomy places the organism in Eukaryota, Fungi, Basidiomycota, Tremellomycetes, Trichosporonales, Trichosporonaceae.